Molecule: messenger RNA, 696 nt
Organism: Rhodofomes roseus
Lineage: Eukaryota; Fungi; Basidiomycota; Agaricomycetes; Polyporales; Fomitopsidaceae
Exons: 1
Source: RefSeq, a predicted model, not a curated record
GUUCGACGCCAAUAUGUAUUUCCGCGCUAGCGCGAUCGCCUCCUCCGUUCCACCUUACGGAGGGACACUGGCAGACCUGGUGGCCAACGGCGCAUGUCGCGAUUGCAGGCUCUGCGUCGAUUGCACGGCUGCAUCAUUGUGGUGGUGAACAUGACGAUAAGCCUGGUUUCAGACACCGAUGCAGUACGUCGCCGACACCUUAGUCACCGCUGGUUAUGCUUGCAUUGUCCCCGAGGGAAAUCAGAUAGCAGCCUCCAUAGGCCGGUACUACACCUCAACAGACCAUCUGAGUGGAACGGCGUUAUCGAGUGGUGCGCCCCAGGAGAGCGUCGGAGACUCUGCGGAUCUCCUCCGCGCGCCAUGGCUUCCCGCGCCCUCAUGCACAUGGAUGGGCAAGGGAGAACCAGCUGGGAGGCGGUCAGGGAGAAUAAGUAGCGUUGGACCCUGCUGAAUUCUGCGGGAGAUGCUGAGCACUGCCCCAAGCCAACGAAGCAGAUCAACGGGAUGUAGAACCUCAGGAGAACAUCAGUCUCGAGCCGGCGUGAAUCACACACCUAACGCGCGAGUUUUCGCUGUCGAUGCGAUAGUGUGCUCGGCGGCUACAUUGUGCCUGUGGACGCGCGAACAGCGAUACUACAGCGCUAUCCACCGUAUGCAAGCCUAACCAAUUCAUAUUGUGGGCGAUUUCCGACUGGA